AGAGGAAGAGACAACAAACCCUACUGUAAUGCUUCCUUACUAACGGUCGACAUUUCUAUCUUUACCCAAAACACACACGCCAACCAACCAACCCAAAAUAAAAACUACCCUUAGCCUCCUCCACUGUGAAUACAUUUUAAUUCAUCUCUUUUUAACUGUUCUCUCCCCCCUCUAUCUAUUGCUUCCCAUCCGAACCUAAUUUUUCAUUACCGUUGCACCGAGCCUAAGUUUAAAUUAUACCCCCCAACGCCACUCCUUUAACUCAUUUUUGCAGACAAACUCAAUCUCAUCUCUGUCUACUUUUUCUCCGUGUGUACAGUUGAAGGGAAAAUGGUGUCAAAGGCUCUCAAGAAAACACCAACCAAGUCUAUCAAAGACCGUCGGGGUUGCCACCGCCGUCAAAAGAAGAAAUCUCCAGCGAAAACCCAUUGUAUUGGUGCUUCCUCUAAUGCCAUCUUUGCUUCCAUUAACAAAACUAUCUAUUCUUGCAAGCGCCGUCUCGCUAAGAUAUUCUCCAAAUUGGCUCGCAUUAGCACGCCUAAUAGCCGCUACAAAGGAUAUAAGAUCCUGAAAAACGGAGUUAAAGAUCGAAAGAGAGAACAAGAACCUGAUGUUGAAAAGGAUGGCAUCUGUAGAGUUCUCUUCUUUAAUGAAAAGUUGCCGCCUUUGAUUUCUCCAAAUAAAAGAACUGUUUUUCUUGAUCUUGAUGAGACUUUAGUGCAUUCCAAGGCAGACCCACCUCCACAUGUGUUUGAUUUUGUUGUGAGGCCAAAUAUUGAUGGUGAAUUCAUGAAUUUUUAUGUGUUGAAGCGACCGGGAGUAGAUGAAUUCUUGGAAGCAUUGGCAGCAAAGUAUGAGGUGGUGGUGUUCACUGCCGGAUUAAAGGCGUAUGCUUCGCUUGUUCUUGAUAGAUUGGAUGAAAAGGGGCUAAUUUCGCAUCGUUUAUAUAGAGACUCAUGUAGGGAAGUUGAUGGGAAGUUUGUUAAAGAUUUGUCUGAGAUGGGGAGGGACUUGAAGAGAGUGGUGAUUGUUGAUGAUAAUCCUAAUUGCUACACAUUUCAGCCUGAUAAUGCAAUUCCAAUUAAGCCUUUUAUUGAUGAUCUCAGAGAUGGAGAGUUGGGAAAGUUGGCCAAGUUUUUUAAUGGAUGCGAUGGUGUUGAGGAUAUGAGGAAUGCUGUGAAGCAGUUUGUUUGUGGUGAAGGUGAUAAUAAGAAGGUUAAUGUACAAGUGUAGUUUGUUUCUUCUCCCCCUUUUUUUUUUUUUUUUUGGGUCUUUCUUUAGGUUUCUUUCAUGAAAUGAUUGUGUUGAACAGAUAAUUAAUUGUUCAAUCUCAAAUGAGAGCAAGAAACUCAUGGUAAUAAUAGCAUUUUAUUUUAUUUUA
Messenger RNA from Ricinus communis (castor bean), 1381 nucleotides. RefSeq names its product carboxy-terminal domain RNA polymerase II polypeptide A small phosphatase 1. The transcript has a single exon. NCBI's taxonomy places the organism in Eukaryota, Viridiplantae, Streptophyta, Magnoliopsida, Malpighiales, Euphorbiaceae. Bases 331 to 1233 code for a protein of 300 amino acids. Gene Ontology annotation, molecular function: phosphoprotein phosphatase activity. The record is from RefSeq and is a predicted model, not a curated record.